This is a messenger RNA of Bipolaris zeicola 26-R-13, 792 nucleotides long. RefSeq lists its product as uncharacterized. The transcript is spliced from 3 exons. NCBI's taxonomy places the organism in Eukaryota, Fungi, Ascomycota, Dothideomycetes, Pleosporales, Pleosporaceae. The coding region runs from base 1 to 792 and encodes 263 amino acids. Gene Ontology annotation, molecular function: hydrolase activity. The record is from RefSeq and is a predicted model, not a curated record.
AUGGGACUCAGUAUGGAUGGCGACUUUGUUGCCGCCGCAGCUCCAGUAAUGAGCGCCAUGGCGGGACUUAAAAAGCCAGAAUUACACGACGUCGAGGGUCGUAGAAAAUUCUCUUCUGGCAUGGUACCGAUUAAACCGACGGCUAAAGGGGUUGGUGUUGAAAAGUAUACCAUUUCAGCGUCGGAUGGUCAUCAACUUUUGAUAUACCACUAUAAGAGAGGGGACACUAUGGAUCAAGCUUCUCCCGCGCCAGCAAUUGUUUUGUUAAAGGCAGCCGACUUUCGCCUCGAUAGUUCCUCUAUUUCCGUUAUGGGUGAAAGUGCUGGUAGGAAUCUAGCAGCCGCAGUCGCUCUGUUAGCGCGAGAUCGAGGAUUGGCUCCGCCUCUAGUAAAGCAAAUCUUGAUCUACCCUAUAUUAGAUGACCGAAAUUCAUUAAAGGGCAUUAGACCCACAGCAUAUCUAGGGCAUGAACUAGGGCGAUCUAGAGUGCUAAUGUUCGCAGCACCCGCUCGUGCGGAAAGUGUUAAGGGUUUGCCUCCUCUUUACCUAGAUGUUGAACAGCUUGAUCUGUUUAUGCUCAAGGAUCUGGAGUAUGCUAUAAGGUUUGUAAAUGCUGGUAUUGAAACGGAACUGCAUGUCUACCCAGGUUUACUACACGGCUUUGAUGCGCUUGUGCCUAGCUAUCCCACGAGCAAAAUGGCGAUGGAGAAUAGGUUUAGGGCUAUUCGAAAACUAAACCGCGAUUCUUAUGUCAAUAGCGUGUCUAUUAGCACUCGAUUUGAAAAUCUUUAG